CAAUCAUACUUCAAAGUUUAAGGAAUUCCAUGUGGUUGUUUAUUUACUAAGUUAAGUACUAAAUUGUAUCAUUUCAAAAAGUAGAAAUAAAAAAAUUAAAAAAAAUGGGUAAAAAAAGUAUUUUUUAUGCUGAAAGUGAUGAAAAUAUGGACUCCGCAGAUUCCGAAAAUGAAUCUGAUAAAGAGCUUCAAGAUGCUUUAGCAAGAGGGGAUUUAAAACCAGGCUUAAAUAUGGAAGUACAAGAAAAAGAAAAGGCUAAUAACGUGCCUAAAAUGUUAGCGUUUUUGAAAAAAAUAUAUUUAGAUUUACCAUGGGUUGAAAGAUUUGAUAUGGUUAAUGAUUUAGCACCGCUUGCACCAGAACUGGCAAUACAAAUAGAACGGCAUGAGCAAAAGAGAGCAAAUCAGUUUAAAGGAAAUUUAAAAAUACCAUACAUAAAACCUGAAGAAGACCCAGUUUUAAAUGAUUUUAAACGGGAAAUGUUAUUUCACCGCCAAGCCCAAGCAGCAGUUCUUGAAGGUAUAAAAAAGUUGCAUGCAUUAAAUAUACCUACAAAACGUCCAGACGAUUAUUUUGCUGAGAUGGCUAAGACUGAUGAACAUAUGCAAAAAGUACGUGCAAAUUUAAUUGCAAAACAAGAAGGACAAGCAAAAUCCGAAAGAAUAAAACAAAUACGAGAACAACGUAAAAUGGGUAAAUUGCUAGCAAAGCAAACCAAAGUACAGCGCGAAAUGCAAAAGAAAGAAAUGCUAGACAGUUUGAAAAAAUUCAGAAAAGGAAAAUUAAAAAAUUUGGAUUUUUUGGAAGAUGCAAAAGCUUUAAAUAAUCAGAAAAAAAAGUCAGGAGAAAAACGUAAAGCUAGAGAUAAAAGAUUUGGUUUUGGUGGAAAAAAGCGUGGCCUUAAAUCAAAUACAAAAGCCUCAUCAAUGGGUAUUGAAAAGGUAAAAAAGUUCAAAAAUACUGGUGUACGUAGUGGGAAAAAUAAGAGAUUAGGAAAGAAUAGACGAAAACAAGAAAAGAAUAGGAAUAAGAAAUGAAAAAUUUUUUCCAUUUUGUAAAUAAAUAUUUUUUUCAAUUAUAA
Condylostylus longicornis is the source of this 1081-nucleotide messenger RNA. RefSeq names its product probable rRNA-processing protein EBP2 homolog. The coding region runs from base 105 to 1037 and encodes 310 amino acids. NCBI's taxonomy places the organism in Eukaryota, Metazoa, Arthropoda, Insecta, Diptera, Dolichopodidae. Gene Ontology annotation, cellular component: nucleolus; preribosome, large subunit precursor; nuclear periphery. The transcript is spliced from 3 exons. Gene Ontology annotation, biological process: ribosomal large subunit biogenesis; rRNA processing. The record is from RefSeq and is a predicted model, not a curated record.